AUGGCUACCGUGGCCACGAACAAUUUCUCUGAUGAUAAUAAGUUAGGGGAAGGUGGAUUUGGUCAAGUUUACAAGAAUGUACAUUCCAUCGAUUCAUUGAUUGAAGGUUGUUCUCAGGGUAUACUUUCAAAUGGUCAAGAAGUAGCUGUGAAGAGGCUUUCAAGGAACUCUGGCCAAGACCCUGAGAAACAAGGACAAUUGGAUUGGUCAAGACGUUAUAAGAUUAUUGCAGGGAUUGCUCGAGGAAUAAUGUACCUACAUGAAGAUUCCCGACUUAGAAUUAUACAUCGUGAUCUCAAGGCUAGCAAUAUAUUGUUAGAUGGGGAGAUGCAUCCAAAAAUAUCUGAUUUUGGCAUGGCCAGGAUUUUUGGGGUUGAUCAAACUCAAGCAAACACAAGUAGAAUUGUUGGAACAUAUGGCUAUAUGUCUCCAGAGUAUGCAAUGCAUGGACAAUUUUCUGUCAAGUCCGAUGUAUAUAGUUUCGGUGUUUUACUGCUAGAAAUCAUAAGUGGCAAGAAGAAUAGUUAUUUCUUUCAAACUGAUGCAGCUGAAGACCUCAUGAGCCAUGCUUGGAAACGAUGGAGAGAUGGGACGCCUUUGGAAUUGUUGGAUCCGAGUAUGAGAGAUUCUUAUUCCAGGAGUGAAAUUAUAAGGUGUAUGCAUAUCGGCUUACUUUGUGUUCAGGAAGAUCCAGCGGACAGACCUACGAUGCAGUCCGUAGUUCUCAUGCUUAAUAGCUACUCUGUGACUCUGCCAUUACCUGAACAGCCAGCAUUUUUCCUUCGAAGUCGAACGGAGGGGAACAUGCCAAAUAUAACUUCGGAGUCUGAUCUAUCUAUCAGUAAGUCAACUCCAUCCGUUGAUGAAGCAUCUAUCACUGCAGUAUACCCUAGAUAG
This is a messenger RNA of Prunus armeniaca (apricot), 897 nucleotides long. The record is from the annotation of a GenBank genome assembly. Lineage: Eukaryota; Viridiplantae; Streptophyta; Magnoliopsida; Rosales; Rosaceae.